This is a messenger RNA of Brachypodium distachyon (stiff brome), 1301 nucleotides long. RefSeq lists its product as uncharacterized. The coding region runs from base 474 to 1055 and encodes 193 amino acids. The transcript is spliced from 4 exons. The record is from RefSeq and is a predicted model, not a curated record. Lineage: Eukaryota; Viridiplantae; Streptophyta; Magnoliopsida; Poales; Poaceae.
CCCGGAAUAUCCAAGGCAAGCGCCCAGAGUAGUCCGGAACUGGAACUUCCAUGGAGCGGUGCGAGUUGCAACUCGCAAGGCACCCCCCCUCUCCCCCUCCCCGGGACAUGCUUUGUCUCUCUCGGUCACGCUCACGCGGCCACGCACGCACGCACGCGCCGAGAGACGAGACGGUGCAGGGAGAAGCAAGCGAUGGGCACCGCACCGCACCCGGAUAGAUGACGAUGAUGGACGUGGGGAGGCGUCUCCUCGACUCUCCUUCCCCCCUUCCAAAUCCCCACCUCUCUCCCGUCCCGUGGCCUGAGUCCUGACACCGCGAGGUCUCGGUUUCGGGUUUCCUUCUUCUCCUCCUCCUCCUCCUCUCCGUCUGGAUCUACCCUUCCUUCCUUCCUCCCCCACCCUCCGCCGCCCUCCUGGAUCCUCCUCCUCCCCACGCCGGCCGGUCCUGCUGGGUUCUCGCCCUCGCCUGCGCCAUGGAUGACGGCGGGGAUGUGCGGCUGGCCAGGAAGAAGGGCAAGAGGAAGAUGGCCCCGUCGUCGGCGGCGGCGACGGAGGCCGAGGGCGGCCGGGGCAGGGGCAGGGACAGGUUCCAGUCGCUAUGGCGGGACUACCACGAUUUGCUUCAGGGAACCGAGGCUAAGAAGAGGAGGCUAGAGAGCAUGAACCGGCAGAACCUUGGACUGCUCACUCAAGUCAAAUUCCUGCGGAAGAAGUACAGUGCAUUUGUGAAGGAUGAUCCGCAGCAAACACAUCACAGGCUAAAGCAUAAGAAAGCUCGGCAUAUUCCAUCUCCUCUAGGAAGUAAUUCCGCGUCGGUGUUUGCCUACCCUGGAGAGACUGGUGAAGGGACAUCCACAAGCAAGAACACAAAUUUGGACUUGAAUCAAGAUUCCGCAAUGGAUGAUGAGAGAGCUGAUUGCCAGGGUUACCAGCACCAUUCAGAUGUUGAUGAGCUUAAUCAGACAGGGGUAAAUGAAGACAUGAUGACAACAGAUGUCAACUUACUAGCCUGUAGGGAUACAGGAAACCAGCCAGUGAUGUUAAGAGGGCAAUAGCAUGGCAAGACUAGUGUCGUUAAAAUUCCUGUCCUGCCAUAGGCAUGGCUAUUUCUCAAAUGUUUUUCAGUGCCUUGUAAAGAAACAAUUGAUAAGGAUACUCAUUCUUCAUGUUACACUUCAUGCUCCAUAAACUCAGAUAGUUUGACACGCUUAGAAGACAAGUUCGAUCUGAUAAUCUUGAUGCUAUGUAAGGUCCACCCAGAUAUUGCUUUUCCUUUUUAUUGUCUAGUUUGCUUAUCUUAA